Messenger RNA from Anarrhichthys ocellatus (wolf-eel), 774 nucleotides. RefSeq names its product trypsin. The record is from RefSeq and is a predicted model, not a curated record. The transcript is spliced from 5 exons. Gene Ontology annotation, biological process: proteolysis. NCBI's taxonomy places the organism in Eukaryota, Metazoa, Chordata, Actinopteri, Perciformes, Anarhichadidae. Gene Ontology annotation, molecular function: serine-type endopeptidase activity. The coding region runs from base 1 to 774 and encodes 257 amino acids.
AUGAUAAAUAAAAACAUGGCUCUGCUGCAAAGCUCAACUGUGCUGUUGUUUUUGGCAGUCUCUGUGUCAGAGACCUUUGCACAGAGAAUUAUUGGGGGACAGGAGGUCACGCCCUACUCUAUCAAAUACCAGGCAUCCUUGCAGUCCCGCGUUGGACAACACUACUGUGGAGGAACCUUAGUGCACCCUCAGUGGGUGGUCUCUGCUGCCCACUGCUGGAGACCGACAAGUCAGAUGAAGGUGGUGCUGAGUGAACACAACCUGAAUAAACCUGAGGGAUUUGAACAGGUUUUUGAAGUCUUACAGAUAUUUUUCAGCAACUAUAAAUACAGGACAUUCGACAACGACAUCAUGCUCAUCAAGCUGGAUAGACCAGCACGGCUGAAUGCCAAUGUCCAGCCAGCUGUUUUGCCAGUUGUUAAUAGCCGUCCUCUACGUUACAAUGACGUCUGCACGGUCAGCGGCUGGGGUGUGACACAGAUUUACAGUAGCUACCUCUCUCCUGCGCUACGUUCUGUGGACGUGAGACCUAUAUCUUUAUGCCAUUAUUAUUACUGGGGGAUGAUCACUACAAACAUGUUGUGUGCUGGAUCUCGAUGGGGUGGCAAAGAUUCCUGCCAGGGUGACUCUGGUGGUCCCCUUAUUUGCAAUGGCAAAUUCGAGGGCAUUGUCUCCUGGGGUAUCAGCUGCGCAAACCCAUACUACCCUGGAGUCUACACCAAAGUGAGGAAUUACAUCAACUGGAUCAAAAGGAUAAUCAAAUAUAAAACAUAA